AUGGCAACUCUUCUUCUGUUGCUCCUUUUAGUAGCACUCUUAUUUUCAUGUCAGAAAAUUUCAUUUGCAAGGGAUACCGUUAGCUCUACUGAAUUCCUCAAAUAUGGUGACACCAUUGUUUCAUCUGGUGGAAUCUUUGAGAUGGGAUUUUUUAGCCCUAUCAAUUCACAGAAUAUCUAUGUUGGCAUAUGGUACAAGAACAUACCCAUUCGCACUGUAGUUUGGGUUGCCAAUAGAGAUUCUCCCCUCUCUAAUACAUCAUCAGUAGCCUUGCAGAUCAUCAGUCCAGGCUGGCUAGCUCUAGUUGAUGGCAACGACACUGAUAUCUGGCAUACUAACACUUCCAAACAAGUCCCAAAUGCGGUUGCUAAACUAUUGGAUUCUGGGAAUCUGGUGGUGAUCGAUGCAAAUGAUGAUAACCCAGAGAGUUUCUUGUGGCAAAGUUUUGAUCAUCCUACAGAUACUCAUUUGCCAGGGAUGAAACUCGGGAAGAAUUUCGUUACUGGUAUUGACACAACGUUAUCGGCAUGGAAGUCAGAAAGCAAUCCAGGGAUGGGGGAAUAUGAACUUUCUGUUGAUCCUGCAGGAUGUCCACAACUCAUCUUAAGAAAAGGUGGACAGGAAGUGUCUCGAUGGGGACCGUGGAAUGGUUUGCGUUGGAGUGGAUUAUCUGGAAUGUUAAAAAAGGGCAAGAUUGCAGAAAUUUUUGUAAUCAUUAAUUCAAAUGAGGUUUCCUUCGAUUAUAAUGUUUAUAAUCGCUCAACCUUGGCUAGGACGGUCCUGUCAAAUGUUGGGAGUGCAGAUAUCUAUGUAUGGGAAGAUGGAAAGGGGGAAUGGAACAGUCUCCGUAAAAUACCAACAGAUGUUUGUGACAAAUAUAGACUAUGUGGAGCAUAUGGGAGUUGCGACUAUAAUAACAACGCUGCUUGUGAAUGCUUGGAUAAAUUUUUGCCUAGAGAUCCAGGAGCAUGGGGCAGGACAGAUUUUUCUGGAGGGUGUGUUCGGAGGACACCCCUAAAAUGUCAAAAUACAUCCUCGGAUGGAUUCAAGAAGUACUCUGGUAUUAAAUUGCCAGAUACUCAGUUUUCAUGGUUCAAUAGCAGUAUGAACCUUCAAGAGUGUGAGCAAGUUUGCCUGAAUAAUUGCUCUUGUACGGCUUACUCAAGUUUAGAUAUAAGCAAUGGACAAAAUGGCUGCUUGCUUUGGUUUGGAGAUUUGAUUGACAUUAAAGUUCUACCUGUGCAUGGGCAAGAUCUGUACAUAAGGAUGGCUUCUGCUGAUUUAGAUUAUCCUUCGAGCUCAAAGGGCAAGAAAUCAAAAGUAAUAAAAUUGUGUUCAUCAGUAUUGGUUGGAAUUCUGGUGCUAAGCUUGCUCCUGACUUUGAUCAUAAUAUUGUACAAACGGAAAAGGAGGGAGUACCACUUAAAGUUAAAAUGGGACGAAGAUCAAGCAUUAUUUGAAGUAUCUACAAUAACAAGAGCUACUCAUAACUUUUCACUCGAGAACAAGAUUGGAGAGGGAGGAUAUGGGCUAGUUUACAAGGGUGUUUUGGAUGAUGGAAAGGAAAUAGCUGUGAAACGGCUUUCAAAGUUAUCUAAGCAGGGGAUUGGAGAAUUUAAAAAUGAAGUCAAUUCUAUUGCUAGACUUCAACAUAGGAAUCUUGUGAAACUUCUGGGAUGGUGCAUUCAAGGUGAUGAAAAGAUGUUGAUCUAUGAAUAUAUGCCAAACAAAAGCCUUGACUCAUAUAUAUUUGAUAUUCGUAGGAGAGCAUUACUUGAUUGGUCAAAACGCUUCAACAUUAUCAAUGGAAUUGCUAGAGGGCUUUUGUAUUUGCACCAAGAUUCUCGACUAAAAAUUAUUCAUAGAGAUCUCAAAGCUAGCAACAUUUUGUUAGAUAUUGAUAUGAACCCAAAAAUAUCAGACUUUGGCUUGGCAAGGAGCAUUGGUUUAAACGAGACAGGAGCAAAUACAGACCGAGUUGCUGGAACACUUGGUUAUAUGUCUCCAGAGUAUGCAGGACAUGGGACCUUCUCAAUUAAAUCAGAUGUAUUCAGCUUUGGUGUCUUGGUAGUAGAAAUUGCAUGGAAGCUUUAUAGAGAUGGUAAAUUGAUUGAACUUGUAGAUAAGCAUUUGGAUGAACAACGUGAUUUGCCCCAAAUUCUAAGGUCCAUCCAUGUUGGCCUAUUAUGUGUUCAACAUUGCCCUAAAGAUAGGCCAGACAUGUCUUCUGUAAUUCAUAUGUUGGCGAACGAUGUUGAGUUACCCAAUGCUAAAGAGCCUGGUUUCUUCACAGAUGGAAGCGCAAUCGAGGGUAAAUCUUCCUCAAGCACAGAAAUAUCAUGUUCUAUAAAUGAAGGAAAACUUGCGACGCCCAAACUAGCUUUAAGAAAGAAAAAGAAAAAAGCCCAUGAAUUAAUAAUUCCCAUCCAGAGCAUUAGGCCAUUAGCAAACAGAAUAGGGAGAAAGAGAAGUUACAGUGCAGCAGCAGCUCUUUCAUGGAGAAUAAUGGUGGCCACUAUGGCUGCCUAUUCAAUGGAGAAAUGGAAAUCCUUCAUGAGCGUGGUCAAUUCCUUCUCCACUUCUACUACAAUUAAUGGAAAAGUUAAGCCGAAAAGGAUAGCAGAGUUUGAUGGGAAAAUGAGCAAAGCAGGAGUUAUAGAUGAUAGAACGGAAAUAGAUGUGAAAUGGCUUUUAAAGACUUCUAAGCAAGGGUUUGGAGAAUUUAAAAAUGAAGUCAAUUCUAUUUCCAGAGUUCAACAUAGGAUUCUUUGUAAAGCUUCUGGGAUGGUGCAUUUGGUUUAUACGAUUAGUUUUGACGAUUUCAGCAGCUACAGUGUACUACGUAGAAUUAGUCAACCAAUACACCAUCCCCAGCUCCCAUUGGUUAAGAGCUAUGGUGUACUCUACAUGGCUGACAGAAAAAAACAUAAGAAGAAGAAGAGAAAAUCUAGAUUAGAGAAGCUUUUCUCAAUGGAAACUCUUCUACUUUUAUUAGUGCUCUUAUUUUCAUGUCAGAAAAUUUCAUUUGCAAGGGAUACCGUUAGCUCUACUGAAUUCCUCAAAUAUGGUGACACCAUUGUUUCAUCUGGUGGAAUCUUUGAGAUGGGAUUUUUUAGCCCUAUCAAUUCACAGAAUAUCUAUGUUGGCAUAUGGUACAAGAACAUACCCAUUCGCACUGUAGUUUGGGUUGCCAAUAGAGAUACUCCCCUCUCUAAUACAUCAUCAGUAGCCUUGCAGAUCAUCAGUCCAGGCUGGCUAGCUCUAGUUGAUGGCAACGGCACUGAUAUCUGGCAUACUAACACUUCCAGACAAGUCCAAAAUCCGGUUGCUAAACUAUUGGAUUCUGGGAAUCUGGUGGUGAUUGAUGCAAAUGAUGAUAUCCCAGAGAGUUUCUUGUGGCAAAGUUUUGAUCAUCCUACAGAUACUCAUUUGCCAGGCAUGAAACUCGGGAAGAAUUUCGUUACUGGUCUUGACACAACUUUAUCGGCAUGGAAGUCAGAAAGCAAUCCAGGGAUGGGGGAAUAUGAACUUUCUGUUGAUCCUGCAGGAUGUCCACAACUCAUCUUAAGAAAAGGUGGACAGGAAGUGUCUCGAUGGGGACCAUGGAAUGGUUUGCGUUGGAGUGGAUUACCUGGAAUGAUAAAAAGGACAGAAACUUCCGAAAUGUUUGUAAUCAUGAAUACAAAUGAGGUUUCCUUCAGUUAUAAUAGCUCAACUUUGAUCAGAACGGUUCUGUCAAAUGAUGGGACUGUAAAAAUCUAUAUGUGGUCAGAUGGAAGAAGGGAAUGGAACAAUAUCCGCAAAAUACCAACAGAUGUUUGUGAUGAAUAUAGACUAUGUGGAGCAUAUGAGAGUUGUGACUUUAAUAACAACCCUAUUUGUGGAUGCUUGGAUAAAUUUUUGCCGAGAGAUCCAAGGGCAUGGGGCAGGAGAGAUUAUUCUGGAGGGUGUGUUCGGAGGACACCCCUAGAAUGUCAAAAUACAUCCUCGGAUGGUUUCGUGAAAUAUUCUGGUGUUAAACUGCCAGAUACUGAGUUUUCAUGGUUCAAUAGCAGUAUGAACCUUCAAGAGUGUGAGCAAGUUUGCUUCAACAAUUGCUCUUGUAUGGCUUAUUCAAGUUUAGAUAUAAGCAAUGGUCAAAAUGGCUGCCUGCUUUGGUUCGGAGAUUUGAUUGACAUUAAAGUUCUACCUGUGGAUGGGCAAGAUCUGUACAUAAGGAUGGCUUCCUCUGAUUUAGAUUAUCCUUCAACCUCAAAGGACAAGAAGUCAAAAAUGAUCAAAUUGACUUCAUCAAUAUUGGCUGGAAUUCUGCUGGGGCUGAGCUUGAGCUCAACUCUGGUCAUAAUAUUGUACAAACGGAAAAGGAAGGAGAUUCAUUUAAACUUACAAUGGGAAGAAGAUCAAACAUUAUUUGAAGUAUCUACAAUAACAAGAGCUACUCAUAACUUUUCACUCAACAACAAGAUUGGAGAGGGAGGAUAUGGACCUGUUUACAAGGGCGUUCUAGAUGAUGGAAAGGAAAUAGUUGUGAAACGACUUUCAAAGACAUCUAAGCAAGGGCUUGGAGAAUUUAAAAAUGAAGUCAAUUCUAUUGCCAAACUUCAACAUAGGAAUCUUGUGAAGCUUCUAGGAUGGUGCAUUCAAGGAGAAGAAAAGAUGUUGAUCUAUGAAUAUAUGUCAAAUAAAAGUCUUGACUCAUAUGUAUUUGAUAAUAGAAGAAGUGCAUUACUUGAUUGGCCAAAACGCUUCAACAUUAUCAAUGGCAUUGCAAGAGGGCUUUUGUAUUUGCACCAAGAUUCUCGACUAAAAAUUAUUCAUAGAGAUCUCAAAGCUAGCAACAUUUUGUUAGAUAUUGAUAUGAACCCAAAAAUAUCAGACUUUGGAUUGGCAAGGAGCAUUGAAUUAAACGAGAUAGGAGCAAAUACAAACCGAGUUGCUGGAACACUUGGUUAUAUGUCUCCAGAGUACGCAGGACACGGGAUUUUCUCUAUUAAAUCAGAUGUGUUUAGCUUUGGUGUCUUGGUACUAGAAAUUGUGAGUGGGAAAAGAAAUAGAGAAUUUUCUCAUCAUCAAGAUCACUAUGAGAACCUUCUUGGCCAUGCAUGGAAGUCUCAUAGAAAUGGCAGAUCAAUUGAACUUGUAGAAGAUCAUCUAGCUGAACCACAAGAUUUGCCUCAAGUUCUAAGAUCAAUCCAAGUUGGCUUGCUAUGCGUUCAACACAGCCCUGAAGAUAGGCCAAGCAUGUCUUCCAUUGUUCAUAUGUUGGCUAAUGAUGUUCAAUUACCCAUUCCUAAAGAGCCAGGUUUCUUCAUAGAGAAAAGGGUAAUUGAGCCCAAUUCUUCAGACACUGAAAAAUCAUGUUCCAUAAAUGAAGUCACCAUCUCAGUGCUCAAUCCUCGUUAGAAACGAUGGUUUUAUAAUUGUAUUGUUACUUUUAUUUGCCUCGGGUUUGUAUUUCUUUUUCCAAGUUUUAUAGGAUUAAAUGGUGUGAUAUAUAGGAAACCUCUCAUUAAUUCAACAUAUACCCCACUAAUGUGUUAAUAACUCUGAAACCAAUGCAUAUUUUCACUUCAA
Ipomoea triloba (trilobed morning glory) is the source of this 5574-nucleotide messenger RNA. RefSeq lists its product as uncharacterized. Bases 1 to 5403 code for a protein of 1800 amino acids. The record is from RefSeq and is a predicted model, not a curated record. Gene Ontology annotation, molecular function: ATP binding; protein serine/threonine kinase activity. The transcript is spliced from 15 exons. Gene Ontology annotation, biological process: recognition of pollen; protein phosphorylation. Lineage: Eukaryota; Viridiplantae; Streptophyta; Magnoliopsida; Solanales; Convolvulaceae.